UAUUGGUGCCCGGUCGUUCUGCGAGUAGGAAACGCCGUCACAUUGUUCUUUCCCCUGAAUUUGUGCCUACUACGCCUCCUUCGAGACCUUUUUUGAGGCGUCGUGUAUGCAGCUUCGAUAGACGCGGAAGCUUGCACCCACUACUUGACUCAGAAGGUAUACUUGAGUCCUCUGAACGGGACCUAGCAACUCUCGAAGACUUAACAGGAAGGCCACAGUCUCACUCUCCUGUUCCGUUGCUUGAUGUGUCUCUUCCACCUUCACAACAAGCAGAAUUUAGUAGAACUAUCAAUCAUGGUUUUCCUGAUUGUGAAUGCCAAGACUAUGGUGCACGGUUCUGGUAUGAAGAGCGGCUUAACAGACAUGCAUCUCUUACUCCUGUUUUCACACUUUGUUGUCAGAAGGGUUGAGUGCGCCUGCCAUUUCUGCAGGAAACUCCUCAGUACCUUGAAGACCUCUUGGGUGUUAAUGCCGGUCCUAUGGCAGCGCAUUUCAGGGAACAUAUACGCUCCUAUAAUGCUGCUUUUUCUUUCACAUCCUUUGGAGCACGCCUCGAUCCAAGAGUUACACGGUCAUGGGGCCCUUAUUUAUUUCUUAAUAUGCGGAGAAAAUUAUCAUCGCAUGGGAUCUUUGCUUCCUGUUGAAGGUUAGAGACCUAAAUAUUCUCAACUCUACGUCUUUGACCCACAAACCGAACUAGCAGAUCGACUGUCCAAUUUUUCUUCUGCUGAAAGGUCCCUGCGUACAGAUAUUAUUUCUAGGUUAAUGAAGCUGUUUGAUGUCACAAAUGAAUUGGUUAAGUCUUUUAGACGAAUUUGUUUUGAAUUGACUGAUCCAGUAUCAAUCAAUUUAAGACUGCGUAUCGUUGGUGCAAGAGACACAGCAUCUCGACAGUAUGAACUUCCGACUAGUUCGGAGUUGGCUGGACUCAUUCCUGGUGAUUUCUUGCCUGAUAAGGAAGAACGAGAGAUCAUUAUCGACCAUUGGUCAGAGGGCCUAAAGAGGAUCACAAGUGUUCACCCGAAGUUUGAUGCUCUGCACUUCCCGGUUCUCUUCCCAUACGGAGAAGAUGGAUCCAUGUGAACAUACCGUAUGAUUCUGUUCAUACUCCCAAAACACUUAAAAGGAAACAUGUAACUGAAAGAGAGUACUAUGCUUACCGACUUCAGCAUAGAGAUGACGAAGGGCAAACAUUGAUGCGUGGUGGGAAGGCACUCAAACAUUACGUGGUCGAUGCAUAUUCCACAAUUGAGCAAAAUCGACUCUACUACUUACGAUCGCAUCAAGAAAACCUCUGGUCUGAACUGUACUACGGCCUUACGGAUGAUUUCAACAGAGUUGAUGUUACAGGAGAUAAUGUUGGCCAUGUUGUGCUGCCAUCAUCGUAUACUGGGAGUCCUAGGUACAUGAAGCAAUUGUACUUAGAUGCAAUGGUUGUUGUCCACCAUCAUGGCAGCCCCGAUCUGUUCAUUACCUUUACGUGCAACUCCUAGUGGCCAGAAAUAACAGAAUCCUGUUGUGCUCUCUGUGGUGCGCGCAGUGAACUGAAACCAGAGAUUGUUGCUAAGGUCUUCCGCAUGAAGCUUAAUGCACUGGAAGAUGAAUUAACACGAGGCCAUUUUUUUGGCCAGACAGUGUCGGGUCUUUCCCUUUGCCUUCUGCUCUUCAUUUCCUUUUGAAACUGCCUAUUCUUAACUCUCUUGUUGCUAUCACCAUAUACUUGCUCAUUUACCUUGUCAUUUGUACUCUAUGAUAGAUGACAUAUUUCAUUUCCUUAUAAUUGCAGGUUUCAAAACCGUGGAGUUUCAGAAGAGGGGUUUGCCCCAUGUUCAUAUACUUUUAUGGUUGGAUUCAAAGAAUAAGUUGCGAACAGUCUCUGAUAUUGAUCAACUGUUAGUGCUGAGAUGCCAGAUCCACUCAGCGAUCCAAUUGGCUAUGAUGCUGUGACAAAGUUCAUGCUCCAUGGCCCAUGUGGUGAAGAUAAUCUGACCAAUAUUUGCAUGAAAGAAGGCUUGUGUUCAAAGUAUUUCCCAAAACAAUUCAAUUCAGAAACUACAACGGACCAAUUUGGAUAUACAGUCUAUCGCCGUCGUGAUACAGGUAUAACAGCAGUGAAAAGUACAUGAUAAACCGUUAAUUGCACAUGUUUUCACCCCUAUUCUUGAGCCGUUUGAGAUGUUGAUUCUCAUUUUUUAGGCCGAUUUCACGCUAGGUUGUGCUUGUUUGUGAUAUUUCAGGUCCUAGUAGGUGAAUGAAGGUUUGGGAGCGAGUUCGGGGUCGAUUGGACGAAGAUCGGACGUGAGGCGAGUCGCUGAGGAAGCCACACGGGCACACACAAAACCCACACGACCGUGCAAGUAACCAAUGUGGCCGUGUGGGAUUGUGCGAGCCUUCACACGGGCAGACUGGGCAUGCCACACGGCCGUGUGCCCCUGGCCGUGUAGGAAGCCUGAAAUCCCCUAAAUCGGAAUGCGGCGUUUUGGACCUCACACGGGCAUCUGGGUAAGCCACACGGCCGUGUGGCCUGCCCGUGUGAGUCGGGAAUUCUGGUUUUUACCCAAUUUGGAGCCACAAGUGAGGGAAUGGACUUUUCAGAGCAAAAACAGAGUUUUAGAGAGAGAAAGGGUGAAGAACAAACCCUAGGAGCUAUUUGGAGUGGAUUUCUCACCAUUGAAGCCCAGAUUGCAUCCCCAGGAGUGAAGAUUGACAUCCCAGAGCAGAUUUUCCUCAUCUUUAUGAGUAUGACUACUCUGAUUUCUGUUUUCCUCUCUCUCUCUCUCUAUGGAGUAGAACCCUUCUCUCACUUGGGUAUGAAGAACCCUAGUUCCAUGUGUUAGGGAUUUGAUUGUAAUGACUUGGGAUGAUUAAACUGUUUGGUUUUAA
Molecule: messenger RNA, 2883 nt
Organism: Linum trigynum
Lineage: Eukaryota; Viridiplantae; Streptophyta; Magnoliopsida; Malpighiales; Linaceae
Source: the annotation of a GenBank genome assembly